Messenger RNA from Erythranthe guttata (spotted monkey flower), 927 nucleotides. Lineage: Eukaryota; Viridiplantae; Streptophyta; Magnoliopsida; Lamiales; Phrymaceae. The record is from RefSeq and is a predicted model, not a curated record.
UAUUUGCCUCUUUUGGAACCCUUCUCAGGUGGCUUUUACAGGUUUUGUGCAGAUUAGCUUUUAUUACCACCCCCCUCUAAAAAAUCUAUUCCCAUCCCCCUUCGUUUUCAGUGCUUCCAAAAUUCCCACCACAAUAUUAAUUAUAUUAUUUUUAUUUACUCCCAUUAUAUAAAUAUAAGUCCUGAUCAGUACUCAAUAUAUCCUUCAUUGUUUUGCAUAUUAACUAAAGAAAAAGAAUCUGUAAGGGGGGUUGCAUGUAAUUAAAAAAAGAUGUUGGGAAUAGAGGAAAUACUGUGUGAGCUUGAAAGAGAAGAAAUGAAUGAACAAGGUGGGUUGCCACCUGGUUUUAGGUUUCACCCUACUGAUGAAGAGCUUAUCACCUUCUAUUUAGCUUCUAAAGUCUUCAAUGGCACCUUCUGCGGUGUCCACAUUGCUGAGGUUGACCUCAACAGAUGCGAACCCUGGGAACUUCCUGAUGUGGCGAAAAUGGGAGAGAGAGAGUGGUAUUUCUUCAGCUUGAGAGACAGAAAGUACCCAACUGGCCUCAGAACAAACCGAGCCACCGGCGCCGGUUACUGGAAAGCCACCGGAAAAGACAGAGAAGUUUACAGUUCUAGUAGUGGUGGUGGUGCACAGCUUCUUGGAAUGAAGAAAACACUUGUUUUCUACAAAGGGAGGGCCCCACGUGGCGAGAAAACCAAGUGGGUCAUGCACGAAUACCGCCUCGACGGCGACUUCUCUUGCCGCCACACCUGCAAGGUACCCUCUCUUUCCGAUCACCGGAAUUAUUAUUUCCACAUGCAUCAAUCAUUCAUUCUUUAAUUAGGGCAAAAAAUAAUAAUAAUAAUUCCAAUUAAUGAUUGGAUAUAAAUCCUAAAUUUACAUCUGCACGUGUUUGUGCUAAUGUUUUGUCCUUUCGUAGGGUUG